AUGACUUCUAUGGAUGAUUCAAAGCGUUCAUUAGUGGUUAUGGCUGAUUCAAGAGUUCGCAAGAAUGCAUCAGAACCAAUCAAUACAUACUCAUUCAUUCGUGGAAGUUAUGAUUCAACAUUAACCAGAACAGUGAAUGAUAUAUUAAAUGAUUUGAAUAUUAAGGUAAGAGUUGAACAGAAGAAUGAAGAAAUAAAGAGUAUAAUGAAUGAAAACAAAGAUGUAAACAUUGACGAUAAACUUGCCCAGAGCAUAGUUGAUGGCAUCAGUGAUUUUGAAGUACAUAAUGACGGUGGAAACAUGAAUUUAGAAAAAGAAGUUACAUUAUUCACACUGUUUCAAGCUAUUAAUUCGUUACCUAAUCAUUUAAUUAAUGAAGCAUACGACAACGUUUAUAACUUCUGCAAUUUAACAGAAAAUGCAAAAAGUAAUUUUGAAAAAGCACGUAGUAGAUAUGCACAUUUAAUGACUUCUCCAUUUGUUUUGGUGAAGAUUCUAAAACUUUAUCAAAAGGAAUAUUAUGAUGAAUAUGUUUUACCUUUAUUACGUAAGCCAAAAAUAACAUUUGAUAUCAAACUUGAUGACUCGUUUUUGAUAACAGAUAUUAGACGCAAGGCUGAAAAUCAUCA
Messenger RNA from Trichomonas vaginalis G3, 629 nucleotides. RefSeq lists its product as uncharacterized. The annotation marks the transcript as partial. NCBI's taxonomy places the organism in Eukaryota, Parabasalia, Trichomonadida, Trichomonadidae. The transcript has a single exon. The record is from RefSeq and is a predicted model, not a curated record.